UUGCGUUUUGAGCUCCAAAACCCCAAAAGAAAAUUUUGGCUUCCUCCCUUCGGCGCAUCGCUUCAUACAAGCUUUUUCUUCCUCACAACAUCAACCUUCCAACAAUGACGAGCGACGCAGAUAUGAGUAGCUGGACGGAUCUUCUACAUUCAUCUUCGAAGCUCGUCGAGCAAGCUGCUCCUUCUGCUCAGUUUCCUCCUCUCCAGAGAAAUUUGGAUCAAUUAGAAGCAUUGUCAAAGAAGCUCAAGUCGAAAACGCUCAGAACCGAGGCUCCCUCUCAAUCGAUUGCAGCUACAAGGCUACUUGCACGUGAGGGGAUAAAUGCUGAGCAACUGGCACGGGAUCUUAAGUCAUUUGAAUUGAAGACAACUUUUGAGGAUGUUUUCCCUGCCGAGGCUACAAGCGUUGAGGAAUACUUGCAGCAGGUUCGUGAAAUGGCAAUGGUUUCUGCUGUUCAGGAAGCUCAGAAAGAUAAUCUCAGAAACUUUAGUGACUACAUGAUGACAGUGUUAGAGGAUGACUGGCAAAAGGAAAAAAGGGACUUUCUUCACAGCCUGAGCCGCAUCUCCAGUUUACCAAGGACCAAUGUAACUGAUUCAAGCAUUGGGGCUAACCGAUCAGGGCCAAUAUUAUCUCUAACUUCUAGUCCUCACAUUUCAUCUGGUCCUUCUAACAUGGAGGUUUUGGCAAUAGCUGAUAAAAAGGCUGCUGCAUAUGCUGAGGUUGUGAGAAAUCUCAAUGAUGCAAGACAGCGUAGUUUAGAAUAUAAACCAGCUACUGCUUUUAAGAAUGCAUAUGACAAUCUUGGCCUGGAUUCUUCUGGUGGUAAAUCAGUUACCAUGAACAAGAUCUGGCAUCUAAUUCAGACUUUGACUGGUGAGAAUUCAAGUGUCCAAAGAAAUCUUUCAAAGAAAAUGUCACUAAUAAUUGGUGCAAGGCGCCACCUGGAGUGGGGGCAUGAUAAAUAUAUCAUGGAAAUGAUACACAGUCAUCCAGCACAGGCUGCUCUUGGUGGAGUGGUUGGAAAUUUGCCAAAGAUCCAUGCUUUUCUUAGGAUCCGGUUGAGAGACUACGGGGUUCUUGAUUUUGAUGCAGGCGAUGCUCGUAGACAGCCUCCUGUUGAUACCACAUGGCAGCAGAUCUAUUUCUGCUUGAGAACUGGGUACUACGAUGAUGCACAAAAGGUUGCUUCAAGCUCCCGUGUUUCUCACCAUUUUGCAUCACAGCUUACAGAAUGGAUCUCAAACGGAGGCAUGGUAUCAGUGGAAACCGCUUCCAUUGCUGCAGAAGAAUGUGAAAAAAUGUUGCGUAUGGGCGAUCGAGCAGGCCGAGGAACAUUUGACAAAAAAAAACUACUUCUCUACGCGCUCAUAUCCGGGUCCCGCAGACAAAUCGAUCGCCUACUGAGAGAACACCCCACACUUUUCAACACCAUAGAAGAUUUCCUCUGGUUCAAACUCUGUGCUGUUCGAGACUCCCCCACCAAUUCAAACGAAGGCUUAUCACCUUACACCUUACACGAUCUACAAGCCUACUUAAACAAAUUCGAACCAUCUUACUACACAAAAAACGGGAAAGACCCGUUGGUGUAUCCGUAUGUCUUGCUUCUAAGCAUACAGUUGCUUCCAGCUGUUUUAUAUCUGUCUAAAGAUAUCGGAGACGAUGGGUACAACAUCGAUGCUACUCAUAUAGCAAUUGUGUUAGCAGACCACGGUGUUCUCGCUGAUGUCACUGGGACGACAGGUCAUAAGUUAGGUGUGAUGGAUGGUUUUGCUGAGUCAGCGAGUAUAAUUAGACAAUAUGGUUCGUUGUAUCUACGGCAUAACAAUCUUUCGAUGGCGUUGGAGUAUUACGCGCAGGCUGCUGCUGCUGUUGGUGGUGGGAAGAUGUCUUGGUCUGGGAGAGGGAAUGUGGAUCAACAAAGGCAACGUAGUUUGAUGAUGCAGCAGUUGUUGAUGGAGUUGCUGUUGCGUGAUGGUGGGAUACUUUUGUUGCUUGGGGCAAGAGGGGCGGGAGAAGAAGGUGAGUUAAGGAGGUUUUUGGUUGAUGGGAAAGAGAGGUACCAGUUUUUGUUUGAAGCUGCUCGCAGGUGUCUGGAAGCUGGGCUUAAUGACAAGUCUAUAGAAAUUCAAAAGAGAAUUGGGGCGUUUUCAGCAGCACUGGAUACCAUAAACAAAAGUCUGUCUGAAGCUAUUUGUUCUUUAUCACGUGGUAGACUCGAUGGAGAGAGCCGAACAGCUGGACUUGUUCAUUCUGGAAAUGAGCUGCUGGAGACAUUUAAAUACUUUCCGAAUGUCAGUCUACAAGAAAGAGAACUUGUUUUAGAGCAAGAAACUCAACAGAUACUUUCCAAAAAUUUGUCCCCUCAUGUUCAAGCUUGUAUUCCAGACCUUCUUAAGGUCUCCCUUCAGUCUAUAGACAAUGUCAGAGACUCGGAUGGCUCACUUCGUGCCUUGAGGAUCAAGAUUGCAAAUUUCCUUGCGAAUAAUUUGAAUCGAAACUGGCCACGGGACUUAUAUGAGAGAGUAGCUAGAAGUUUGUGAAACAUCAAGAGAGAGUUGUGUGUUUCAUGCUGUUUUGGUGAGUAGUGACUUGUUUUAGAGAGUUUUAUAUGCAAUUGUAUGACUAUAAUGGUGCGUAUGAGGAUGUUAUCUUAGCUCGGUUUUUAUAUUUGCAAAUGCCAAUUUCAAGAGCUAUUUUAGGC
This is a messenger RNA of Lactuca virosa, 2704 nucleotides long. NCBI's taxonomy places the organism in Eukaryota, Viridiplantae, Streptophyta, Magnoliopsida, Asterales, Asteraceae. The record is from the annotation of a GenBank genome assembly.